AUGCUUCCUAGUUCCUCACUCCUCACUGGCCUCUUGUGUGUCCCAUUGGCAGGGGCUAAGUUGAUGGAUCUUCCUUCAUAUGACGAGGCAAGGCAGCACCCACCGACGCCAGGCCCAGGGGUGCUUCACGUGCCGCCUCCUCCCACAUACGACGCCUCCAUGUCCUCUCCAUCCCCUUCCACCCCACCCCCCUCCUAUGGAGAAGCAGUUGAGUUUGAGCCCAAUCACUUUCCUGUGCUGUCAGUGCCCAUGAGCCUUCACCAAAACACAGGGGUCUUCAUCUACCCGACCACAGACGUGCCUGUGCUUGUGAGUCAGUCCACCAGUGUGACCCAGAGCAGCCCUGCGGUCAUAUACCAGCCUCAGCCUGUUCCUCUGGUGGUGGCCUGCCAUCUGACCGACAGCCCUGCUCUGGUACAAUGUUCUCACUGCGGGCGCACCGGUACCACAAACAUCACCAACGUGCCCAAUGGAACCGCCUGGUGCCUCUGUGUGCUGCUGUCACUCAUGGGGUUGGUCUGUGGCUUCUGUCUGAUUCCACUGUUUGCGAAAAGCUAUCAGGAAGCACAUCACUCCUGUCCACACUGUGACCAAGUGAUUUGUGCACUGGUCACUGUGGACGGUGAGGUGGACACUAUGGAGGGUUGGUUGCUGCUUCUGGGGCUUGUGAACGUGUGUGUGUGUGCGUGUGCGCUGGACACUCACACAACAGUGUCCAGAGAGGGGGCUGUUCUACAACUUAACAAAGGCAACUUCCACAAGGCUCUGAAGGAACACAGCCAGCUCCUGGUGCACUUCUAUCGACCUAUGAGUGCUGACGUCCAUCAAGUGUCCGAGGCCUUUGCAGAAGCAGCAGCACUGAAUCCAGACUCAGAGGUCUGCUUUGCGACGGUCGAUACAGAAAAAGAAAAGGACCUGGCUAAAGAUAUGAAUGCCACAGAGCCACCCUUCAUGAGACUGUAUCUGUCUGGAGAUAGACUCACCCCGGUGCCCUGUCCGAAUCCUAAGAGCUCCUCGUCCAUUCUGACCUGGCUCCAGAGGAGGGCGGGUUCUCCUGCUGACCUCGUCACGGACGACAUCCAGCCGGAGCAUCUGCUGGUGCUCGGAUUGUUCAAAGAGCAGAAUGAGGCGUACGUCCAGGUGUUUUAUGAGGCAGCAGUAGAGCUCCCGGACCUGCCCUUUGCUUUGUCGCACAGUGAUGAUGUCAUCCGUAAAUAUGGCCUUGGUGAGGAUGUCGUGUUGGUGCUUAAACAGUCCAAGCUAAUGCAGGCAUAUAGAAUGAGCUCAGCGACGACCAAAGAGGAGCUCCUUCUGUUUAUCACCGUCUUCCAAAUGGACCCAGUCACAGAAUACUCUGGACAGACGGCUUCACAGAUCCUGAGCUCUCCUAUUCCAAACCACGCACUUUUAUUCAUCAGGAAAACAGCUCCAGAUUUUGAAUCCAUUUAUGCCGCCUUCAACCGCACAGCUGCAGCCUUCAGGUUAAAACUCUUGUUUGUCCUGGUGGACGUAGAUGAGACCCGUAAUGGCCGCCUGCUGGAGUACUUCCGGGUCCGGGACUUUGAGGCCCCUCUGGUCAGAGUUGUAAACCUGACCGAUCAUGUGACGUACCACCUGCCCUCUCUCACUCUGGACGUGGACACCAUCAGCUCCUUCUGCCAGGACUAUCUGGACGGCAACGCCGCGCCCAAGAUGCAGAGUGAGCCUGUCCCAGAGGACUGGGAGCAGCGGCCUGUCAAACAGCUGGUGGGCUCCACUCUGGAGAAAGUGGCAUUUCACCCAAACAAGACCGUGUUUGUACUGUUCUACCUGCCGUACAGCCCUCAGUCCCGAGCAGUGUUCCCGCUGUGGGAGGAGUUAGCAGAGGCCUUUAGAGAACAGUCAGAUGUGAUAAUCGCUCGAAUUGACGCCUCUGCCAACGACAUCCACAUGUCUAUGCAGCGGCAGUACCCCUCCUUCUGCCUCUUCCCCGCCCUCUACGCUGAGCGGGUGAUAGUCUAUAGCGGUGAUCACAAUACAAAAGACAUGGUGAAGUUUGUUCAUAAAGAAAUGAAGAAAGCCAAAAAGGACAGAGUUGUGGAAGAUGAAGACAGGAGGAAAUACAGGGAGACAUUGAGGGAGGAAGAAGCCAACAAAUUCAAGCAAAACAAGGAGGAGCUGUAA
Messenger RNA from Knipowitschia caucasica, 2163 nucleotides. NCBI's taxonomy places the organism in Eukaryota, Metazoa, Chordata, Actinopteri, Gobiiformes, Gobiidae. The record is from the annotation of a GenBank genome assembly.